Messenger RNA from Cyclopterus lumpus (lumpfish), 3238 nucleotides. RefSeq lists its product as uncharacterized. Bases 36 to 1745 code for a protein of 569 amino acids. The record is from RefSeq and is a predicted model, not a curated record. Gene Ontology annotation, biological process: regulation of cellular localization; establishment or maintenance of cell polarity; centrosome cycle. The transcript is spliced from 7 exons. Lineage: Eukaryota; Metazoa; Chordata; Actinopteri; Perciformes; Cyclopteridae. Gene Ontology annotation, cellular component: cell cortex; apical plasma membrane; nucleus. Gene Ontology annotation, molecular function: protein kinase C binding.
UGCCGUGGCAGCGGCAGUUUGAGGACGGAGCUUGUAUGAAGCGUCGCUGCGUUCCUCUGAGAGCCGACCACACACUGUCGGGGGUCAGGCUGCCUCCCGUCAUCCAGGUGAGGUUGGUGGGCGUGGCCUCUUCGUCGGGACACCUGAGCGACUCAUCCAGCAGCAAAUCAGCCAUUGGGUCUUCAAGGCGAUGCCCAGCGGCAUCUGCGACUCGUCGUUUGCGAUUUGAGGAUGAGACGGAGACGGAGGUAGAGUCUCGUUACCUGGAGCGACAGUGGCAGAGGAGACGUGGGGGGCAGCAAGGGACAGGUGUCCUGGUCUCUAAACCGAACCUCAACUACUACGUCAACGCUAGGGCGGGACAUGUUGACAAACAGCACAGUGGACAGACACCUGUGGGGGGGGAGGGUCAGUGCGACUCCUGUGGGACAGUUUUAGGAGGUGGAGUCAACCUGAACCUCCGUCUACACCUACCUGCACCUGAAAACCAGGGGCGGAGUCUGCACAGACCUUGCCUCAACCUGCGGACUGAGCCCAUCAGAGAGACCUACAUUGGCUCUGUCACACCUGGUGAGACCGGUGAGAGUGGGGGCCAUGUCAGGAGCACGGCCAAUCAGGUGGAACUUAAUGGAAAACAGAUGACCAUCUCUCAAGCCACGCCCACCACAGACCUGCCAAUCAACCCCUAUGCUCCUGAUCAGCUGACCACGCCCACGACUAACUGCCUCUUCUCUCCUCCUUGCUCUGUGACAUCAUUGCUGAUGUCACAGAGCAUCAGGCUCAACAGCACAAAAGCAGGGCAGGAUUUGAGCCGCAGCCGGGAAGAGCAGGACUCACCUGCAGCCAAGCCCCACAGACAUCUCCGAUUUGCGGCAGAGGUGAAGGACAGGAGCCCUUCUGUGCAAGAGGAAGGUCUGGAUAUCAGGAUGAAGAUCUCCUCCUCCUCAGGGAGAAGUUCAGAGACAACGGCUGAGAGCCAAGUCCCGGACAAAUCAGGCAGCAACAGUGAUGGACAGGUGAGACAGCCAGUGAGAGCAGAGGUUCAUGGUGAUGACACUUCAGUUCCUGAAUGCCUCAUCAGCAGAGACGAACCGUAUCGUCUUUCUCUACGUCGCCUUUUCUCCAAGGUCAAACUGAGGAGGACUCGAACUGGCAGCCUCGACCGUCUCAGCUCAUGGCCCCACCCCUUUGUUUCUGACCCCACAUUCCCAGGUUCAAGGAAGUCCUCAGGCCUGCUGAAGAAAACACCAUCUGUUCAGUCACUCAGUGUGGGUUCACCCUUCUUGCAGUUGAGGAAGUCAUCGUCAGCUGAGAGUUUUGUGUUGGAGCAGAAGAAGACAGAUCGUUCUACUGACAACAGACCAGCUGCUGACCAGUUGCUGCAGGGGUGUCUCAGUAUCAAGGAUGUUGGUUGUCCCUCUUCAGUCCGUUCUGUCGGUCGUGUUCUUGCAGUUUGUUCUGAUGGAACAUUUCUGUUGGAAGUCAGCCGACCAAAUAGCCAAAUGUAUGGAUUCAUCAUCAGCAGGGGGAGAGGACGACAUGAAUCUGGUGUAUAUGUGGAGGACAUGGUGGACAGCAGCACUAAUAAGCUGUAUGCUGGCCUGCUGGCGGUUGGAGAUGAGAUCCUGGAGGUGAAUGGAGAGAAGGUAGCCUGUCUGAGUCUGGACCAGGUGACCCACCUGCUCACCCAGAGCACCUCUGCCACCAUCCGGGUGCUCCGGAACCCGGUGAAGCCUCCACAGUGACCACAACACUGUCUGACUGUAAAUACAAACAUCACAAUAACCACAACAAUGACUGAGCGUAGCCACAUGACCUAACCUUCAUAACCAAACCCUACCUUCGAUCACCUGAUCACCUGGUCCAACCAAAACUUAAACUCCAGAACAUGUCUUUAACAAAGUGAACCGGACUUCCUUCCAACUUCCACAAACACUGCAACAAAGUGCUGAGCUGCUUCUAAAACGUACAAACCUCUGGUCCAACCAGAACUGUGUUCUACCAACCAAAUCCUCCACAGGACACCCCCCAACUACACAUGGGACAUUUUAGCUGCCACUGUUUCAGGACAAAAGCCAUCAUGUCUUUAUAGCUAAUCAACAUGAAACCUAGAAAUCAAAUCUCCAACUUCUGUCAUCAGAGAGUUCAGGUAGAUCAGUUCCAGGUCUACUGGUAGAUAAGUUCAGGUCUACAGGUCGAUCACUUCAGGUCUACAAGUAGAUCAGUCCAGGUCUACAGGUAGAUCAGUUUAGGUCUACAGAUCAGUUCAGGUCUACAGGUAGAUCAGUUCAGGUCUACAGGUAGAUCAGUUUAGGUCUACAGAUCAGUUCAGGUCUACAGGUAGAUCAGUUCAGGUCUACAGGUAGAUCAGUUCAGGUCUACAAGUAGAUCAGUUCAGGUCUACAGAUCAGUUCAGGUCUACAGGUAGAUCAGUUCAGGUCUACAAGUAGAUCAGUCCAGGUCUACAGGUAGAUGAGUUCAGGUCUACAAGUAGAUCAGUUCAGGUCUACAGGUAGAUCAGUUCCAGGUCUACAGGUAGAGUGUAUUCUAAAACUAAACAUACCCAUUUAGUCUGUCCCACUGGUAUGUCCCACUAUAAAGUAUGCCCCACUAGUAUGUUCCACUAUAAAGUAUGUCCAUAGUCUGUCCCACUAUAUAGUAUGUCCAUAGUAUGUCCCACUAUAUAGUAUGUCCCUAUAUAGUAUAUCAAAUGCAGUAUGUCAAAGUACAGGAUGUUCUACAUCCGGUCACAUUUUGCCGUUUAAAAGCCAGCAUGCAUUUCUGGCCAUUCUGAUCCAGAAUCCUUUGCGCAGUAGAAAUAUGAGCAAGAGUUAUGAGGAAGUAGUAUGUCCCAGUGGAAUGAAUACUGCAUGCAACAGCUCAGACUUAGUAAGGGCAGCAGCAGUGUGUACUCAGAGUAAAAAGAGAAAAUAUGUGAUCUGGAAUGCAGCCCAACAGUGCCUCUUGUGACUGAUUACUGGAACCUCAGUGGUGUUGUUCUUCUCUCCAGCCUCAGGAGGCAGCAAUGGGCUUAUCGUAGUCUGUUGCACCGAAAUAAAGAGAAAAAAACAUCACACUUAGUGACACAGUUCAGGCUGUUUUUUCAUCUCAAGGACCUUGUGCUGUUUUCAGUUCAGUUUCUCAGGUUGUUUGAACGUUUUUCUUUCUCUUCAGACAUGCUGUCAGGUUUAUUACACAUAUUAAAAGAUGUUAACAUAUGUGGUUUUUUUUUACAAAG